This is a messenger RNA of Adineta steineri, 1023 nucleotides long. The record is from the annotation of a GenBank genome assembly. Lineage: Eukaryota; Metazoa; Rotifera; Eurotatoria; Adinetida; Adinetidae.
AUGUUUUCUAAUCAAAUCACUUACGCAACUGGCGCUAAUCCAGUUGCAAUAACAUUAUUCGAUGUAAAUAAUGAUAGCGCACCGGAUAUUAUUGUCGCAAACCAGAACGACCACAGUAUCGGUAUUCUUCUUAACGCCGGCAAUGGCAUAUUCCAUUCUCAGAUUACUUUUCCCACUGAUUCUGGCCCGGCUGCAGUAAAAGUGGCCGAUGUGAAUAACGACAGCAAACCCGAUAUUAUUGUCACACAUUCCAGUUCAAACAACUUCGGUGUUUUUCUUAACACUGGCAAUGCUACGUUUCUACUGCAAACUACUUAUCCGACUGUCAAAGCUCCCGACUCAAUAGCAUUAGUUGAUGUGAAUAGUGACAACAAACCUGAUAUUAUUGUCGCAUACCCUCUUGGACACAACGUUGACGUUUUCCUAGGCACUGAUAAUGGUACGUUUCUGUCUCAAGCUGCUUAUAAAACGGGGACAACACCUAAGUCACUAGUACUCAAAGAUGUCAAUAAUGACAAUAAACCUGAUAUUAUUGUCGCAAACCAGGGUUCACUCAGUGUCAGUGUUCUCCUUAACGCCGGCGAUGGUACAUUUCUUCCUCAAACUCCUUAUCAAACUCGGACAACACUUAGCUCGAUAGCAGUCAACGAUGUGAAUAGUGACAACAAACCUGAUAUUGUUGUAGCAAACCGAGGCUCACAGAGUCUCAGUGUUUUUCUUAACGUUGGCGAUGGUACAUUUUAUUCUCAAAUAGUUCAUCCAAUUGGGUCAGCACCUUUCUCAGUAGCAAUCGUCGAUGUGAAUAAUGACAACAAAUCCGAUAUUAUCGUGACAAACAAUAAUGUGAACAACGUCGGUGUCCUUCUUAACGCCGGUGACGGCACGUUUCUUCCUCAAACUACUUACUCGGCUGGUACUGCUCCUUGGGCACUUGAAGUAAUCGAUUUGAAUAGCGAUGGAAAACCUGAUAUUAUAACUACAAAUCCCCAUUCAAGCAGUGUCAGUGUUCUCUUACACUGUUGA